Molecule: messenger RNA, 1170 nt
Organism: Seminavis robusta
Lineage: Eukaryota; Bacillariophyta; Bacillariophyceae; Naviculales; Naviculaceae
Source: the annotation of a GenBank genome assembly
AUGAUCUUUCUAUUCGUGGCAUGCCGCCCACUACUCAAGCUAUACAUUGGUCACGAGGUGGAAGCCAAUCCUUACCUGCUAGAUUCGGCAGUUGACUACGUAACAAUCCGAGCAUUGUCCAUGCCAACGUCGCUCCUACUGGGUGUCCUGCAGGCUGCACUUUUGGGAGCCAAAGAUUCUGUCACUCCGCUCAUUGCCAUUGUCUACUCCACAGCAAUCAACUUGGUCGGAGAUUUUGUACUUGUCAACCGAUUGAAAAUGGGAUUGCAAGGUGCGGCGAUUGCUACCCUUGUGGCUCAGUUGGCGGCCACAGCGGCUCUCGUGGGACCGGCAAGAAAACGACUAGUGCGGGAUCACAAUCUCGGCAUCAUGAAACGAGCCGAAAGUGUUGUCUCGGGCAAAUCUUUCCUGGCAUUUGCCGCACCAGUCCUCACUCUGAUCCUGGGAAAGUUGGCGGCAUUUGGAUUCAUGACGAAUGCCGCCGCAGGAGUGCCAGGCCAGCCAAUACCAUUGGCUACCCAUCAAAUCAUCCUGUCACUCUUCUUUUUUGUCAGCCCCUUUCUGGAAGUCAUUAGCCAAACAGCCCAAACAUUUCUUCCACCCUAUUUUGCACCUGUGAAGGACUACGUUUUGUCCAUGCAAAAGCGAGAUCCCGAUUACGACGUUACAAAAGACAGCAAGGUAAAGCCAUGGUUGGACAAGUCCAUGGGUGUUUCCACGAAAUUGGUACGCUUGGGGCUAUUGGUUGCCACUGUGGUCUCUUCCAUUGCAUCGCUGGUACCGGCGUACUUUGGAAACCUCAUUUCAUCGGAUUCGACUGUACAAGUUGCUGUGAAACCAUUGGCCAAGUACUUGCUGGCGGGUUGCUUUCUAGCAGCGCCAGUGGCUGUGGCGGAAGGUAUUCUGCUAGCCAAGCGAGAGUUGAAGUUCUUGGCAUCCGUGUAUCUGGUCAGCACAGCACUAUUACCCACGGCUUUGGUGUGGGUGAAAAAGAUUGGCGGCAAUGUCGAGCAGGUGUGGGGUUGCUUUGCAGCAUUCCAACUGUUCCGCGCCAUUUGUUUUGUGGGGCGACUCUACGGGGGAUCUUUGCUGGCCAAACUCAUGGCAUUGUUCCAAAAGAAGGAGAUUCCUCCACCCAAGGCGGUACAACCUAUCCGUAAAGCUAGCUAG